Molecule: messenger RNA, 1814 nt
Organism: Hypoxylon trugodes
Lineage: Eukaryota; Fungi; Ascomycota; Sordariomycetes; Xylariales; Hypoxylaceae
Product: hemolysin-III channel protein-like protein Izh2
Exons: 6
Coding region: 712-1710 (332 amino acids)
Cellular component (GO): membrane
Molecular function (GO): signaling receptor activity
Source: RefSeq, a predicted model, not a curated record
UUCUAGUCACUACACCUGUUCACCACGAGAACACUUUUCUCCAUAUGUAGGAGUGAUACUUAAGCUCUGGCCCACCUAAGAUCUUAUCAGAAGGUGUAGAGUAUUGGGACGCCUCAGCGAUUCAAUUUGGGCUAUUGUUAGCGUUGGCGUUCAUGCUUGCUUGGAAAGCAAAAAUCUGAAUAGGAGGGAUGGGGAGAUUUAUGCCGCCCCCACGAGGCUUGAUGGCGCUUCCAAUGGCGCCCUAUAGAGCUCUUGGUGGGGGUUCCUCGGAGCUUCGAAAAGGAGGAAUACUUCGGACUCACAUCACCAAUCUACAUCACGAUCGAAGAAGUUAUUUUUGACCGAUGACAAAGUAACAAUAAUGAGGCACCUACACCUAUCUACGUGCCAUACACGGCGACGUUAUUCUAGUCACCUCUUCCUAAAUGUUAGCGAGUCACUCCGCCGUAUUGGCAGUUGUUUCAGCAGUGACAAGGGUUUGUAUGGGGGGUUACAUCGUGUUAUUUAAUGCAUACUGUUACUACUAUUGCUGGCCAGCACAGCUUAAUUUCUAUUCCAUAUCUUUUUUCCUUGGCCGAUUGACUCGGGUAGCGUUCUAUCACCGCGUGAUACUCAAUUACAAGUACAAUACUUUUAGCGGAAGCAUCCUUCUUGCCGGAAUUCACGACCUCACGAUAUGUACUAGACGUAUGAUACAGUGGGUGGAGGAAGAUGGCCUUGCGAUGGGCCUCGGGCUUUCAGGCCCUAGUUGCGAAUAAUUCGAGGAUUCGAGGACGGCAACCCAAGACGGCUUCAGCAGAACAAUGCGCAACAAGCAAGCAGCAUAUUGAGAAAUUAAUAAAAUUGCGAGAAUGGGAGGAUCUUCCUCCCUGGAAACAGCGUGGAAGCGAACACAUUCGUACUGGAUACCGACCAGAAUGCGAUUCCUUGGCAUCAUGUUUACACAGCUGGACAUACAUCCAUAACGAAACAGUCAACAUUUUCUCUCAUAUAAUCGGCGCUGUGAUCUUUCUAGCUCUACCCCUUUACGUCUUUAAAACUGAGGUUCCACCACGGUACAAACUAGCGACUAUAACGGACAUCUUGGUCUGUAGUACAUACUUCCUGGGCGUUGGCGUUUGCUUCGCAUUCUCAACCUUCUUUCACACUUUUAUGUGUCAUAGUGAAGCUGUGUAUUCCCUAGGCGUUAAGCUUGACUACCAGGGCAUCAUUUUACUGAUGUGGGGGGCGAACGUGCCCCUCAUAUACUACAGCAUCCCGUGCGACUUGAGCGGUCAGAUCGCAUACUGGACUCUUAAUACAAUACUUGCAGUAUUAUGCUCGCUUGCGGCAUUCCAUCCAUCGAUAGGAGGACCACAUCUUGGACAUAUACGGGCUUACUUGUUUGCGACAUUUGGAUUCUGCUCCGUCAUUGCCCCUAUCCUAAUCGGCGUUCUCAAACACGGUUCUGAGGAGCAGAGUCACCGAGUUGGAUUUGGUUGGAUAGGAGCUACCGUACUUUUCGAUGGUACGGGCGUAAUUAUCUACGCUACGAAGUUUCCGGAACGAUGGUAUCCUCGGGUGUUUGAUAUAUUCGGUGCUAGUCACCAGGUCAUGCACAUUAUGGUGCUCUUUGCGGCCCUCGCUUACACAAUGGCUAUAUUACAAGCAUUUGACUUUCACCAUCAACACAACAUCUUUGAGCAUGGAUGUAUAUCAGAUGACCCGUGAAUAACAACAAGGUAUUAGGUAAAAUGACUCGUAUGAGUGAGAGCAUACUCAACCACAUGAUGUCACAGUAUUGACGUGGGGAGUACCCUCGGUAUUUGGAAAGA